Molecule: messenger RNA, 847 nt
Organism: Phoenix dactylifera (date palm)
Lineage: Eukaryota; Viridiplantae; Streptophyta; Magnoliopsida; Arecales; Arecaceae
Biological process (GO): negative regulation of apoptotic process; protein stabilization
Source: RefSeq, a predicted model, not a curated record
CUAGUUCUUGGCUAGGUCUAUUUAGAGGUGUUUAGGUUUGAGUCCGGGUCUAUCUAAUCCCGAAUCCGACCCGAUCCGUUGGCCUUUUGCCCUUCUCCGGCUAAGGGAAGAAGCGAUCUCAGAAGCGAAGGGGGAAUGGAGGGCGGAGACGAUGGUGGGGCGGCGGCGGCGGCGGCCGCGGCCGCGGCGUCCGUUGACUCGAAGGACUUACAGCAGCAGAGCAAAGCCCUCGACAAGCUCACCGACCGCGUCGAAGACCGCCAGCUCGAUUCCAGCCGCGUCCAGAGUGCCAUGGCAGCUCUUGCUUCAUCGAAAGAAGCUGAUUGGAAUGCAAUGAGAAUGCGGGAGAAGGAACUGGCUGCUGUCAAGAUCAAUCUGACCGAUGUAGACAUCAUCGCCAAUGAGCUUGAGUUGGACAAGAAAGUGGCAGAGAGAACACUGAGGGAGCACAAAGGCGAUGCUGUUGCUGCCAUUCGCUCUUUACUGCACUAGAAGUUUGCAUGACACAUUCCUUUGGUUCCAUUUUUGUAAUCACGCAAUAUGGUCAGGCAAUCGGCUAUAAAUCCUGAUAUUUUAAAUUUAUAUGGGAAAAGAACUAGUUUCUUGCUCCAGUAUUUACUCCAUUUUUUUUUGCACGAAACAUCAAUCUCUUGUACCGGGAAAUAUGAAGUGACUAUAUAUUUUGUUUAGUUUCUCUGUACUUGUUGAUUUCUGUCAAACUUCAAAUUUUGGGGUUUGUUAGUUUCUAUAGCUGAAUCUGUUUUACUUGAAGCUCAGUCUAGAUUCCAUGUAUUGGGGCUUAAGCCUAUUCUCCUGAUAUUCUUGGACCUCUGACUGGAUGUCUCAA